AUGGAGACGUACGCCGACGCGACGAAGUGGUUGCUGGCUCCCACGGAACACCGCACCAUCAGGGGCAUGCGCCUCGAGUUCUACCUGACCGACUACUCCCCUCACCUGCUGCACUCCAUCGGCGACGCUGUCGCCGAGAGCAGGGCAGAGCGCUGGGAGCUCACCGCACGGACAGAGGCGGGCGACUAUGCCAGCAAGGAGGAGCGUCAAGUGUCGCGGCAACGACUCAUGUCGUUCGUCGGCGCAUGUCCGGUGGCGUUCCGUCGGCUCACCAGCCUCACCCUGCAUAACGUCCUCCUCCGCAACUCGGAGGUCCAUCAUCUCCUCAACACCUGCGAUCGACUCGAGGUCUUGUCCUUGCACUGUUGCGAAAGCGUUGGUGCGCCGUUCCUGCAGAUCGACGCUCCUAGCUCGUCGCUUGUCGCCCUCGAACUCCACUACUGCUACUACUUUUCGGUCCAGCUGACCAGGGUCCCGAAUCUUGAGCGGGUUCUUGACAACUCUAAUAGAAAUCACCCGAACAUUUACUUCAUGCUCGAGUUGGGCGGUGUUCCUCGCCUUCGCGACAUAAACCUCUCAGCGGACCAUCUGCUUGGCUACAAAGAUCUAAAUACAAGUGGGUUCUCGGCCUUCUUUGGUAACUUGAGGCAUAUUUACCUCUGCGACUUGAACACACAUAGAAUGGCCUGGACACUUUUUAUCCUGGAAGCCGCGCCUUUCCUGGAGAAACUUUCUCUCAAGAAGCAGAAGGUCAUUCUUGAAUCUGACUUUCCAUGA
Aegilops tauschii subsp. strangulata is the source of this 777-nucleotide messenger RNA. RefSeq lists its product as uncharacterized. Gene Ontology annotation, molecular function: methionine synthase activity. NCBI's taxonomy places the organism in Eukaryota, Viridiplantae, Streptophyta, Magnoliopsida, Poales, Poaceae. The record is from RefSeq and is a predicted model, not a curated record.